This is a messenger RNA of Arabis nemorensis, 282 nucleotides long. NCBI's taxonomy places the organism in Eukaryota, Viridiplantae, Streptophyta, Magnoliopsida, Brassicales, Brassicaceae. The record is from the annotation of a GenBank genome assembly.
AUGAAGCUAGGAGGUGUUCAUGAUCUCAGAGGAAACCAGAACAGUGGAGAGAUCGAGAGUCUUGCUCGAUUUGCAAUUCAAGAACACAACAACAAAGAGAACAAGGUUCUUGAAUUCAAGAAGAUUGUAAAGGCAAGAGAGCAGGUAGUUGCAGGAACCAUGUACCACUUAACACUAGAAGCAAAAGAAGGCGACAAGACGAAGAUUUUCGAAGCUAAAGUUUGGGUAAAGCCAUGGAUGAAUUUCAAGCAGUUGCAGGAGUUUAAGGAAUCAUCUUCUUGA